Molecule: messenger RNA, 1059 nt
Organism: Saccharomycodes ludwigii
Lineage: Eukaryota; Fungi; Ascomycota; Saccharomycetes; Saccharomycodales; Saccharomycodaceae
Gene: OMA1
Product: metalloendopeptidase
Exons: 1
Coding region: 1-1059 (352 amino acids)
Biological process (GO): mitochondrial protein processing; protein quality control for misfolded or incompletely synthesized proteins
Cellular component (GO): mitochondrial inner membrane
Molecular function (GO): metalloendopeptidase activity
Source: RefSeq, a predicted model, not a curated record
AUGUUUCGUUUAAGGAAUUCUUUAUUAAGGAAUAAAUAUAGCUACAGCAGCAACAUUUUAAAAAGAACUUUUUUUAAUAUACCAACAGGAAACGGGAGCAAUAAUUUGAGACCUGUCUACAAUAGAUUUGAUGGAAGCCAUCAACAGGGCAAUGGUGACGGUGCAAAUUUUACUCAGCUACUAUUUGAUCCCAGUUCCAGAAAAUACUUGGCUAUAAUUUUUGGAGGUGGUGGACUGUUCUACGUAACACACUUGGACGAAGCACCAGUUUCGCAUAGAAAAAGGUUUAUUUGGUUACCACGCAUAUUAGAAUUGAAAAUAGGAGAGUAUACAUACAACAGGGUUUUACAGGAAACAGGACAAUCAUUACUACCAGCUAAUCAUCCACUAACAUUAAAGGUAGAACGGAUCUUUCGUAGAUUAGUGGAUGCUGCUAUAAGUGAUCCACAAAAUGCAAAUGUUAGAGAUUUAAUUAAAGAUGUAAACUGGAAGAUACAUAUAGUGAACGAUCCAAGAAUGCCACCAAAUGCUUUUGUAUUGCCCGGCGGGAAAGUUUUUGUUUUCAGCAGUAUCUUGGGUAUUUGUCAAAAUGACAAUGGGUUAGCAACGGUUUUAUCCCAUGAGUUUGCACAUCAAUUGGCAAGGCAUACUGCUGAGAACUUGAGUAAACUACCUGUUUAUACGCUUAUGGGGUUGACACUGUACUCAAUAACAGGAUCAAGUUAUUUUAAUAGGUUGAUUUUAGAUGCAGCUAUUAGAAUGCCUGCUAGUAGACAGAUGGAAACUGAAGCAGAUUAUAUUGGAUUAAUGAUCAUGUCUCGUGCAUGUUUUGAUCCAAGAGAAAGUGUUAAUUUAUGGAAACGAAUGGAAAAUUUUGAAAAAACACAAAUGAAAGGAGGAAUGCCAUUGGAAUUUCUAAGUACGCAUCCUUCAAGUGAUCGUAGGAUGGAGAAUAUGAAGGAAUGGUUGCCCAAAGCCAUUAGUAUUUAUGAGCAAAGUGAUUGUAACGCAUUUAGAAAUGUAUUAACCAGAGGUGGGUUUCCUACCCUUUUCGUAUAA